UUAAUUAAGGUAAAUAAAGACUUGAGUCUUCAACUCAAGGACAUUUUCUCUCUCUCUCUUUCCUUCAUCUUCUAUUCUCUAUUUUUCCCCCUCUGGAAGUUCCACUUGACAAAUAUUAAAUCCCCUGAGUCUAUCCGCUCGGGCUUAAUUUUCCUCCUGUAUUUUCCAUCUCCCAGUGGACACAGUGACCUGGGGUGUUUUUCUGAAGGCCUCUUUCCCACACCUGCACUCAGAGUUGCCCACUCAGGCCUCUCACCCAGUAAGAGGCGGGUUGGGGAAACAGACCUACACCACCUCUGCAGGAAACAAUGCAGUUUGGGAAACGUAGUUUUAUUCCAACCAACAAAAAUCUCAAAACCACUUAAAACUUCAAUGCACUUUGCCUGAGUAUUCCUACUUUGAAUAUAAGCUUUGGUUGUACACUUCUUAAUUAAGCAAAUUCUAAGCUUUGAGCUACAUAUCUGCUUUACAUUCUAAUAUUAUUCUCUACCCAUAUACUGAUGCCAGAUACACACUGAGUUAUUAUUGCUAAUAAGCUGUUCGAUACUUCCUCUAUUGGAUUCAUUCCUUUGCUGGCCUGUGUGGGUGCAAAAUAAGGUUUUACUUUUGAAAAUAUUUUCAAAUACUUGCAAUUACACUUAAACUCCAGAAUAAAUCGUUGCUGAGUACUUUUUUUUUUUUUUUAAGUAUAUCAAGAGAUGCAACAGCAUCCAAGUUUAGGCCUUUCAGAGGGCAGAACCAGCAGAAGAGAGUCCAGCUGGCUGAACUCAACUACAAGCAUUAGUUCUUCGGUGAGGGUCUCAAGGUUUUUCUAUCCCUCUCCAUGCCGUGGGGAAGGGGGAGAGGAUUAAAUCUGUAUACGGAUGCAAAAUACAAUGGGACCUAUGAUCAUAAUUCAUAUAGCUAAUUUCAUGUACUUUGGCCAAUUGUAUCAUGUUCCCAACAGGUCCAAGAACUUUCCCCUUCUGUAACCUGAGGUGCGGGGACGCCAGGGUCGGGGCCUCCAAAGGUAACCACAGGAGUCAUUCAGGGUUGGCUUGCUCCAUCAGGACGCCGCCCCUUCUUCUCGCCUAAGUAGGAGAGGACGCCCACCAGUGAGCACCUCCCCUGAGUCCCAGCUGCCCCGCACGCUCAGGAGCCAGACCACCUUCGUCAGGUGUCCUUGGAAUUUAGUGCUGGGGCUGGGACUCCGGACCAUUCCCGCCGGUUCGCCUUCCCUGAGUGGGAAACCCGGGCUCCACGGCUUGAAUACCCAUUGGCAGCCAAGACUGGCGACUCUCCCGCUGGUGUGCAGGUGGCGGGCGCGGCCACUUCGCUCCUUAAAUAGCCCCUUCUCUGAGGGCUGGGGAAUAUGAAUAUGCAACACGAGCUCCUCCAGAUGCCACUGGACAGGCGGCCUGUUUAAUAUUCAUGACGCCUCGGGGGCCCUCAGGACGCUAACAAACGAAUCGCGAGAUGUUGGGGGGGCGGGCUCCACGAGGCAAAGCCUCCUCUGAUUGGUUGUUCUUGGAGGUUGUCUUCGAUUGUGGGGUGUGAAAGGUGGAGCUGCAAGUUUGGCAUAGGGCGGGAGAUUUGAAUACCUAUUUUCUGUGUUCCAGGCUGUGCGGAAGUGCUUUUUUUUUUUUUUGACCAGCACUACAACCAUAAAGAACAUAUUCCGAGCACUGUACUCUUAGUUUGGGAGCUCCAAUCCACUCAUUUUCUAGAUGGAGAAACCACUCCUGACUCCUAGCCCUGAGUUCGGCCACCGCCCCCGGCCGGAAGCUGAGGGGCUGGCCCAGGAUGCGAGACCCGGCCCCUCCUCCUACCUCCCCCUAUUAAUUCCUCGCGGCCCGGGCAACCCUAGGAAUCUCUUGCGGCUAACUCCAUGCAGCGCCGGGCUUGUGGCUUAGUGGUCCUGGGACGGCCUGCGGCUGCGAGGGCCUGAAGGCAUCGUCCAGCCCAACAUCGCUGUACACCUGGGGAGUCCGAGACCCAGUGAGAGCAAUGCGGCCCGAGGUGCCCCAGCCCGCAGCAGGACCAAGGCCAGUCGCAGGUCUCCUGACUCCCAGCUUGGUGUCCCGCUUCUUCGUGGACUUUAGAGACCUCAAAUGGCCAAACUACUACAACAUCCACCCAAGUUCUUGCCCUCAGAGUGGCAAAUUGCUAACAAGAACCAAUACCACAGAGCAGAGGCCCAAAGGUCCCGGUCCGAACGCCUGGUGGCAGAAAGCCAGAGGCUUGUGAAUGAAAUUGAAAAGACCACAAGAAAAUCUCAAAGCGAUGUGAACAAGAAACUAGAGCAGAGGCUUGAGGAAGUCAGGUUCUGGAAGAAGGAGUUAGAUGACAAACUUGAACAGCUGGUGCAUGCGACCGAAAAUCUACUCAUCUAUCAGACCAGACUGGAGAAAGCCCUGGAGAGCUUUAAAGAGCCCUUGCACAUCACUGAGAAGUGUCUGGAAUACAGGGAGAAGCGAGCUGGCAUUGACUUGGUCCACGAUGAGGUAGAGCAGGAGCUGAUCAAGGAGGCUGAGAUCAUCCGGGGGGUGAUGGCCCUGCUGACCCGCACCCUGGAGGAUACGUCCGAGCAGAUCAGGCUGAACCGCUCUGCCAAGUACAGUCUUGAAAAGGAUUUGAGGGACAAGUUUACAGCCCUGACCAUUGAUGAUAUCUGCUUCUCACUCAACAACAACUCACCAAACAUCAAAUAUUCUGAGGACGUCGUGAGGGUUGAACCAAACUCUGUGAGUCUGGAAGACUGGUUGGACUUCUCCAACACCAACGUGGAGAAGGCUGAGAAGCAGAGGAACAACUCUGUGACGCUGAAGGCCCUCGUGGACCGAAUCUUGUCCCAGACGGCCAACGACCUAAGCAGGCAAUGUGACGUGGUGGACACCGCAUUCAAGAAUGGGCUGAAGGAGACCAAGGACGCCAGGGACAAGCUGGCUGCUCACCUGGCCAAGGUCAUGGAAGAGAUUGCCUCCCAGGAGAAAAAUAUCACAGUUCUUGAAAAAGCCAUCCUUGACCAAGAAGGACCUGCCAUGGUGGCUCAUACACGCCUGGAGACCAGGACACAUCGGCCUAACGUGGAGCUGUGUCACGAUGUGGCACAGCACAGGCUGAUCAGGGAGGUCGGUGAGAUCACCCACAACGUCGCAAGAUUAAAGGAAACAUUAGCCCAAGCUCACAUAGAGCUGCAAGGCCUGAAUCGCAGGCAGCUCGCCCUGCAGGAGGAGAUCCAAGUCAAAGAGAAUACCAUCUACAUCGAUGAGGUGCUGUGUAUGCACGCGAGGAAGUCCAUCCCUCCGAGGGGUGGGGCUGACCACGGGGAGGGGGCCGGGGGCCUUCCUCCGGACACUGUCUGCUCAAAGCAGGAUUCUCAUUAGCCAUUCCCAUUAAACAGAGUCAUAAAACCGUUGAACAGAACUCUCAUUUCAGGUGGGCAGAACUUCCGGUCAGCCCACCAAAAAGUCUUGGCGGGGGUUCCAGGCCUGCCCGGGGCCUGAGAUUUGGGUGCAAAGCUCUAUUCUGCUACUGCUAGUGGUGCUGUGGUUGUUGAAGGGUUAAGUUCCAUGAAUUAGCACAGGCCAUGC
Messenger RNA from Kogia breviceps (pygmy sperm whale), 3572 nucleotides. The record is from RefSeq and is a predicted model, not a curated record. NCBI's taxonomy places the organism in Eukaryota, Metazoa, Chordata, Mammalia, Artiodactyla, Physeteridae.